AUGAUUAAUGAGCUUGAGAGAGGAGCCAAGGGUUUUGAAUAGAAAAAAUAAGUUAAGAAUGCAAAAUAGUAGUUGGCAAAAUAGAAAGAUCGAUACUAACAACUAUCAAAAGAAUUAAAUAAGUUGUCAUUUACUCAGAUUGAACAUACCCAAAAUAAAAGUCAACAAUAGAAUCAGAUUUCUGAAUAAUAAGAGCAACAAUUUACACAUGAAUCUUUAGAUUUGGAAUCACAAAUGAUCUAAGAAAGACAAGAAGACAUAAAUCAUAUUUAGAAUCAGUCAAUGACAUUAUAAAAAAUAAUGAAUGAGUUGGGAUUGAAAGUAAAUGAUUAGGGUAGAUUAGUAGCUUGA
Molecule: messenger RNA, 351 nt
Organism: Paramecium tetraurelia
Lineage: Eukaryota; Ciliophora; Oligohymenophorea; Peniculida; Parameciidae
Exons: 2
Source: RefSeq, a predicted model, not a curated record